This is a messenger RNA of Ostreococcus tauri, 1383 nucleotides long. Its product is annotated as Sel1-like. The record is from RefSeq and is a predicted model, not a curated record. The coding region runs from base 1 to 1383 and encodes 460 amino acids. Gene Ontology annotation, molecular function: protein binding. The transcript has a single exon. Lineage: Eukaryota; Viridiplantae; Chlorophyta; Mamiellophyceae; Mamiellales; Bathycoccaceae.
AUGGACCCCUCCAAGCUGUCUCGAUCGCACACGCCGAGGACGAUCGUCCCGCAAGGCGACGCUUCGCGUGCGGUCGACGGUGACGAUUGGCGUAGUCGCGAUGACUACAAGCGCACGCUCACGACGCGGUACUUGGAGGACCAAGCGAUCGUGGAGGACGAUGGGUAUGUUCCGGCGAGCGAGUGCGCGGAGGAGGAGGAAGAGGAGAGCGAGCGAUGGAGCGAGCGGGCGAGCGACCGAGCCGACGAGGACAACGCAAAGGACGAGAAGAGCACGAUGCGAUUGACCGGGACGGCACGAAGCGGAGAGUGCCUCGAAGUGAUCGUUUGGGACCGAUUGGGGGCGGAGACAACGCUGAGGUGGCAGCGGGUGACCCCGCUGGGGGGAGUGGAGCUCGUGGAGAACGCGCGCGGGACGCGGUACGUGUGCCAAGACGUCGACGUCGGAUGCUUUCUGCGCGUCGUGCGGUACAACGGCCGCGAUCGGGAGAUGGAGACGCUGAUCACCGAUACGGCGGUCGUUGCGGUGGAGUAUCAGGAGGAGUCGCAACUGGAGAAGAGGAAGGAGGUUGUCUUGCCGGCAGUGCCGCUUGGCCCGGCGAGCGAGGCGCAUCGCUUGUACCUGCAGGGGAAGAUGCUGGAGGCGAGCUCGCGCGAUCACGCGCACGACAUUGAAAUGAGCGAAGAACAGGCGAAGGAGGCGCUGAAGUGCUACGUCCUCGCGGCGAAGGAUCGAUACAUGCCGGCAUAUUCAAGUAUCGGAAGGUUGUAUGAGCUAGGAAUCGGCGUGAAGGUCGAUUACGAGCAGGCUCGUGGAUGGUACAAAGAAGGCGUGAAAGAAGGCUGUGCGGUGUGCAACAAUAACCUUGGGUCCUUGGAAUACCUCGAGUUGGGGAUCGGCGCGGACAGAGAGCUUGCACCGAAGUAUUUCAAGGUCGCAGCGGAGAAAGGGAACCCGGCGGCGAUGAAUAAUCUCGCUGUGUGCUACGAGGAGGGCAUUGGUGUGGCUCAGGAUUUCCGGGAGGCGAAAAGGUACUAUGAAAUGGCGGUGAGGGGUGGCGUAAUGAGUGCUUUCGCAUCUCUGGGCUACGCUGAAAUCGUCAACGGUGACUUGGAGGAAGCGUUGGACGCGUUCCAUGCUGGCCUGGAGAGCGGCAGCCAAGAUGCUAAGGAUGGCAUCGAGCUUCUCUCUGCGAUCUCACUUACGCCUCAACCGAUGGCGUCAGUGGAGAGCACUCAGAAUGCGACCAUCGAUCUCCUACAGCUAGAGAUUGAUCAGUAUGCCGACCUCGCGACAAAGUUGUACGAUUUGAUCAUGAGCGGUCACGAUUCGUCGUUGAAGAGGCAGGCGAAGCAGCUCACGCAGGAGGCGUUUGCGUCGUAG